Messenger RNA from Syzygium oleosum, 1144 nucleotides. RefSeq names its product cysteine-rich receptor-like protein kinase 10. Gene Ontology annotation, molecular function: ATP binding; protein kinase activity. NCBI's taxonomy places the organism in Eukaryota, Viridiplantae, Streptophyta, Magnoliopsida, Myrtales, Myrtaceae. Bases 7 to 516 code for a protein of 169 amino acids. The transcript has 2 exons. Gene Ontology annotation, biological process: protein phosphorylation. The record is from RefSeq and is a predicted model, not a curated record.
AUACAUAUGACUAAUGUUCAGAUUUGCAAUGGUUACAUGUCUCCAGAAUAUGCAAUGCAUGGACAGUUCUCAGUGAAAUCCGAUGUUUAUAGUUUCGGCAUACUACUUCUAGAGAUCAUUUGUGGCAAGAAGAAUAACUUCUACCACCAAUUGGGUGGGGGUGAAUAUCUUGCAAUUUAUGUGUGGAAUCAAUGGAGAGACGGCACGCCCUUGGAAGUGUUGCACCCUGCUAUCGUGGAUUCAUAUUCAAGAGAUGAAGUGAUUCGAUGCCUACACAUUGGCUUACUAUGCAUUCAGGAAGAUCCAGCUAUUAGACCCACCAUGACCACCGUAGUUCUCAUGCUCAGUAGCGAUUACUUUAACCCGCCAUUGCCUCAACAUCCAGCCUUCUUCAUCCGAAGUAGGUCGCGCGGACUGAGCAUCCCAAUGAACGAGCUUGAAUCUGACCAAUUCACCAGCAAAACUAUGUCUUCGUCGACAAGUGAUAUGUCGGUUACUGAAUUGCAUGCCCGGUGAGUGGCGCUGUGAGCGAUAUCUUUCUUCAUGGAUGGUCUCAUGGUGAGGUUGCGUGGCCUUCACCGGUGAUUUUUUAUGAACCAUAAGCAAAAAACUAUAUAUUUGAAGAAUACGCUGUUAAUCGCUCAAAAGGGGUUGUGUGCAUUUAAAAGAAGACUUGCCACGUGUUAUCCAUCAUAGUUAUUAUGAUUGUUCUAAGAUGGUGUCACUAUUUGAGGCUAAAUCAUACGUGGAUCCACUGUAAUUAGGCGCAUUUGUACAUUAUUGUGCUUCUAUAAGGCUCGAUACUACUCCUCUUGUCUAGACUAAAGACGUAGGUGCUCCAUCUCUGAUAGGCUUUCUCUGGGGCGCUGAUCAACCCGGGUGGGAUUUGCGGGCCCUUAUUGCAAAUGCAGAUCUCGUCUGACCCAUCUCUGAUAGGCUUUCUCUGUGAGACCAAUCGGUUAGCAGAAUUGAAGCUCUCCCUUGUAACUGGUUGUCUAACUCACCUCAACUCUUUUGGGCUGUCUUUUGUUCAUAAGCCCUUCUUUGUUGUUCGGAAAUUGAACUUGAAGAAAUGAAAGCAAUCUGUUCGACCCAAAAAAGAAAAAUCUUUGUAUUCUUUGACCAUAGCAUAGCUCGAGGCAAA